UUUCUACUCUUCAGAAAGGGAGGUAAAUAAAUCUUGUGUAAGAAAAAAAUAAAAAUGUUGGGAUUUUUCAAGGCAAAGUCAAAAUCGAUAACAAUUCCUGAUCGACCUCAUCCACCUUCAUUUGAACAAAUAAAAGAAGACGUGGACAUUGCGCCUGACAGUGACAUAAUGUUUUGUACGCGUUCACGUUCUGGUAGCGAUUCCUCGGAGGAGUAUUUUGACGCCCGGUCGGAGUUUGAUACGUCUGGAGACGAGGAUAUGGAGGAGGAACAGGAACACGCAUAUGACCAAUCCGUAGAACUGUUACAGUUACACCAACGACUCGUUACAGCGCCCCAGGCUCUGGAGGCGGAGCUAGACAAACUGAGAACUCUCGGACAGGAAGUGUCUAAAGCAGUGGAGGAAAUCCGACAGAUGUCAAAUCACAGUCCGCGUCAGUCAGAGGAUUCCAACAUCUCAGGUCAACAGAAAAAGACGAAAGUCAAAACAUAGUCUUCUGUACGUUAGAUAUUGUGUGUGAAAUAAUUUAAAAAGUAUAUCUGAUGUGUAAAAAUAUGCCAAUGUUUAUGUUAUAUUCAUUAUAGAUAUUUUCUCCAGUGCAUUUAAUGGAGUAACUGGGUUAUACAUGUAUGUGUGCAGCAACAAUUAUGUUGAGUUGACUUACUUGGUUUUCUAAAACAUAUGUUAAAAGAAUGUUCAUUCAUAUCUGUAAAAGUUUUAUGUUCAUAAAUAAUGUGCAAUGUUUCUUGUGAUUAAAUAAAUUUAGUAAAUCCAU
Molecule: messenger RNA, 775 nt
Organism: Saccostrea cuccullata (small rock oyster)
Lineage: Eukaryota; Metazoa; Mollusca; Bivalvia; Ostreida; Ostreidae
Product: UPF0449 protein C19orf25 homolog
Exons: 2
Coding region: 55-492 (145 amino acids)
Source: RefSeq, a predicted model, not a curated record